Molecule: messenger RNA, 1602 nt
Organism: Symbiodinium sp. CCMP2456
Lineage: Eukaryota; Dinophyceae; Suessiales; Symbiodiniaceae
Source: the annotation of a GenBank genome assembly
AUGGCGCAGUUGGCGGAUCUCGCAGGCGCUGUUUUCGAGGGCCACCUUCAGGCCCCUGGCCUUGGGAAAUGUGGCCUGUCCUACCGGUUUGGCAGCGUUCAAACUGGGCUCCACACUGCCGUCAAAUCUCAGCGCCGGCAACUAGGAUGGACCAACAACGAAGAGGAGAUUCGCUGCAUCUCGGCGAUUUGCUGCAUUCCAGACUUGGGCCUGGAAUCAGAAGAGGUGACUGUCUCGGUCAAUCCGGCAGGAGAAGACGGAUCUAGGCUGAUGCUGCUGCAGUCGCUAUCACGGCCCGAUCUGGGCCUGACCGUACUGCUGCUCAGCUCGGGUGCUUCAAGCUUGGCUGGCGGCGACGAGUCAUGGACGCCAGACAUGGUUCCCAUUGUUCGUGCAGAGCGCUGCAAAGCUCCCGAGAAGUCGGCCAAGCCAGUUCCGCGACCACCUGUCUCCCAGACCUCCCCGGUCCGGAGGCCAAUGCGUGCUCGAAUCCCGGAGCCUGAUGCAGAGCCUACACCUAGCGGCGACAGCGAUCGAAGCGAUCUACAAGACCCAACCGCGCGAAGUGCACCAGCAGUGCAGGAUGACCAGCCCAGAGGUUUUGGCGUGGUUGGUGGGAGUGGUCUCCUCGACACGGAAGCAGUGAGCAUUUGCAUGCCAGUACCUUUUGGCGAAGAAGCCGGUGGAGCGGGGCGGCCAGUGGAAGCUGCUCCACGCAAAGCCCACGAAAAUGGAAUUGGUCGCUCCGGGGCAGACGCAGGGACCAACUGUUCCGGCCCAAGCGCCUUCGGAUACCAUUCCUCGGAACCCGCUGCCAUUCGACCAGACAUAGCAACAGGAAGACCUGGUCCGUUGGACCAAGAGGUAUUGCUGGGGUCGAACGACGAACUUCAAGUUGCUGCAAACCAAGAGCGAUUCGUAGCAGCGGCUCGGGCUGGCGAAGUUGGAGAUCUCCAGCAGCUAUUCAGUCGCAGUGGUGUGCGAGUUGAUGGCUGCGUCAACGAAGGACGUUUCGCCGACCAGACAGCUUUGGUGGCGGCAGCUUCCCGUGGCCGCGCAGAUGCCGUGCGCAUUCUACUGGAUCGGAAGGCUGUGGUGGAUGCCAGUGAUGCAAACGGCUGGACUGGACUCAUGCACGCCAUCCACGGCCAGAGAGCGGAAGUUGCUCGAUAUCUUUUGCAAGCCCGAGCUGAUGUCCGGCAGGUGGCUGACAAGAGUGGAUCAACUCCACUGAUCCUGGCAGCUUCCGGGGCGCGGCAUGAGAUCUGCAAAAUCCUGAUUGAGCACAAAUCGCCUCUCGAGAUUUCGGACAUCGAAGGAUCCACAGCCCUGCACCAUGCCGCUCGUAGGGGAAAUGGGGCAGCCGUGAUGACGCUCUUAGCGGCUCGUGCUAAACUCGAGAAGCAGGACUCACAAGGUCGAACACCCUUGCUGGCAGCUGCGGUCGCAGGCCGAGCGAACACUGUCGAACUUCUGGUGGGGCAAGGAGCGAAUGUGAAAGCAGUCGACUGCACCGGAAAAGGUGCCAAAGAGCUCGCGACUGCGUACCAACAUCAAAGAGUUGUUCAGCAGCUCAACGCAAUCACAGCGACAGCGAAGUGA